UGUUCUAAACGUGUGCCGCAUUUAACCUCAAAAUGAUAUCAGUAUAUUAAUUAGAGAAGUUAUGAAAAUGAGCAAAAUUGUUUAAAGCUACCAGACAUUAAAUACUAAAACGUUUAUGUAUUAGAGAUGAUGUUAUACAAAAAUAAAUAUGUUGGAAUUCUUAUGAGUCCUGAAAUAAUUUGCAUAUCAAAAUUGUACAAUCAUUUUAUCAGAUUAGGAAUGUGAUACUAAAUAUAAACAUUACUGUGGAAGAAAGGAAGAUAAUUUUUUCAUAGACGAAAAUAAUUUCUUAUUAAGGAGGACAUUUCUUUUCAGCGUCAUCAAAGGAAUAACCUCUUCUGUGUUUAAAUUUCAUAUUCUUAAUAUAUUUUUAUGACAAGUCUAAAUCAAAAAUGGAUUUUCUCGAAGAAAAUUCUGAGAACGCGGCAAAGAAGAUGACAGACGAGAAAGUAACAGACGAGAAAGUUACAAACGAGAAAGUUACAAACGAAAAAGUAAAAAAGAAAGUUGUUAUUGAUGAUAAUGACAAAAUUAGAACGAUAGAAUCACAGAAAAGCAAAGAGAAAGGACAGUUUCGACAAAACUUCGAAGCAACGGAAUGGCCAUGGCGGCUAUCUGUUACAUGUUUUCUGAUUGGUUUUCUGUUUCAAGUGUUAUCUUACGGGACACCUUAUUGGUUAGCCGUUGAGGAUGGUACUGGAAACGAUGUGAUGCAUAUCGGAAUUUGGAGUGCCUGUUUUUCUAUUUCAAAUUGUACUUUUCGUAAUGAAACUUCAGAUUGCGUGAAUUCUGUUCGAGUAUUUGGUGGUUUCGGUGUGGUUUGUGGUCUAGUGGUAACCAUUCUACUUGUAAUCCAUGUUAAACAACCUGACAACAGACGAUGUCUGGCUCUUUCAUGCGUUACCCUUUGUUUUAUUUCAGCUUUGACUACACAGAUGUCAACAGCUAUAUUUGGCAGAACAGUGGGCUGCUUUUUUGCCGACGAUUUAGCGUUAACGUCUGAACCUCGCUGGACCUGGUCGCUGGCGUUAGCCUUCACUUCUAUUAUCCUUACAGUUGCUUCCGGUUUAGUGUUUCUAAUUUUAGAACUACGACACAUUUCCCGCCAAAAUAAGAGACGCCGUGCUUGGAACCGAAGAGGGAUUACCAUUACUUAAGCUCAUGCUAGAUGUAAAUAUAUGACUUGUUCAUACUAGUGAAUGUCACUGAAAUCAGUAUGUUUUUAAACAGUGAACAUUUUAUCCACAGUGAAAAAAUACAAGAAAUACACCUGAGUAAAGAAUCGACCGUGUAUCCAUGGGAUAAGGCCUACAUGAAGUAUACUAGUACACAUACUGAAUGGCUUGACGGUCAAUAUUCAAAACUAUUUGCCUGGACUUCGGAAUUUUUGGUUAAAGUUUCUGUAUAUAUACUAGUAUAAGGCGAUAUCUUAGUACCAUGGGUUGCAUAUUUGCACAUAGUGAUACUCUGACAUGUAUUACACAGGUUCAAUAACUAGUUGCUUUUUUUAAACAAAAUUGUGUCCCAUUUUCGACAUUUAUUUUCGUUCAUAUAACUUUCUUUAGUGACAAGGCUGUUGAAUAGUCAAGGCUGAAUAUGUAUUGAUUGUACAUUCAAUUUGAUUAAAGAAAUUUUGAAAAGUAUGUUUUCUACGUUUAACUUUUCCUCUUUCAUAUUCGGUUACCCAUGCCUUUUUAAUAAUACAUAUAAUCCUCAAUUUUAUCACUAUUUUAUGCUACAUCUUAGCAUCACUGUUUGAAAUUUUCAUUUGAUUCAAUAUAAAGAUCACUUCGGAAGUUCAUCAGUGCCAAAUGUGUGCUAUUUAUCAAUUUUCAGUUUUGACAUUAGAAACAAAUAUAAUUAUGUGGAAUUUUGGCAAAUGUAAUGCUGAUUAUUUCUUUAAACCUGACCUCCCGUAAGCCACCAAAGCAAGAUUUAACUUCAUUUUAAAAUUCAUUUGAAUAUGAAUCUACAUCACUGUAAAAAUAUAUCAAUAAAGCGGCUACAAUAAAAAACAAACAUAGAAAAAACAAAAACAAAAAACAUGCAGCGUUUGUUUAAUGUUAAUUUAUUAUUCAAAAUCAAAACGACAUAAUUACUAUAUAUAAAAUUAAUAAUAUUUUUAAAGAUUUAUCAAAAAAUGCGCCCCAUGUAUUGCAGCUUUUAACACAUUCGCAUAGUUUAUUUGUAAAGAAAUGAACUGUUUACAUUAAUAAAAAUCAAGAUCUUGUGGAGUACAAUUAUUUCUUUUUUACUGUGCUACAAAUAUGCCCGUUUUUCCCCCCGCCUUUUCCAUUGCGUCCGUUCAUUUUCCACUGCUGCAUGUGCCCGAUUUUUUUUUCACUGCUACAAAUGUCCCGGGUUUUUCACUGCUACAAAUGUUCCUGGGGUUUUCACUGCUUCAAAUGUCCCAGGUUUUUCACUGCUACAAAUGUUUCCGGGAUUUUCACUGCUACAAAUGUCCCGGGUUUUUCACUGCUACAAAUGUCCAGGGUUUUUUACUGCUACAAAUGUCCCGGAUUUUUCACUGCUACAAAUGUUCCUGGGAUUUUCGCUGCUACAAAUAUCCCAGGAUUUUCACUGCUACAAAUGUACUGGGAUUUUCACUGCUACAAAUGUCCACGGUUUUGCCUGCUACAAAUAUUCCUGGGGUUUUUGCUGCUACAAGUGUUUCUGGGAUUUCACUGCUACAAAUGUCCCGGUUUUAUUUCACUGCUACAAAUGUCCCGGGUUUUUCCCUGCUACAAAUAUUCCUGGGAUUUUCACUGCUACUAAUGUCCCGUUUUUUUUUCACUGCUACAAAUGUCCCGGAUUUUUUACUGCUCGUAUGUUUCCGGGAUUUUCACUGAUACAAAUGUCCCGUGUUUAUAUGUUCUAAUACUGUUAUAUAUCUUUAUGUGUUACCUUCUUUAGAUAAUGUUAUUAUUAUUAUAUUAUUAUUAUUAUUAUUAUUAUCACUGUUACAAAUGUUCCUGGAGUUUUCACUGCCACAAAUGUCCCGGUUUUUUCACUGCUACAAAUGUUCCUGGGGUUUUCACUGCUAUAAAUGUUUCCGGGAUUUUCACUGCUACAAAUGCCUCGGGUUUUUCACUGCUACAAAUGUUUCCGGGAUUUUCAUUGCUACAAAUAUCCCGGGUUUUUAACUGCUACAAAUGUCCCGGGUGUUUUACCGCUACAAAUGUCCCAAGUUUUUCUCUGCUAUAUAUGUGUGGGGGUUUUACUGCUACAAAUAUGUCCAUGUUUUUCACUACUACAUUUGUGCCCGUUUUUUCACUGCUACCCGUUGUUAUUACUGUUGCAGAUUAGCCCGGAUUUUUUACUGACAAAAAAUUGCCCGUUUUUCACUUCCGAUAUGCUUGUUUUUCUUUACUGCUUUAAAUGUCCCUGGUUUUUUCAAUGCUACCAAUGUUCUCGUUUUUUUAUUGAUAAAAAUGUUCCCGGGUUUUUCACCUCACAAAUGUGUGUUGUUUUUUUUCACUGCUACAAAUAUUUUCGAGAUUUUUUUCACUGCUACAAAUAUUUCCGAGUUUUUUAAUACUACAGAUGUGCCGGGGUUGCCACAACUACAAAUGUACCCGGUUUUUUACUGCCGUAAAUGUGCCUACAAUUUCAGUGCUACAAAUAUCCCGUUUUUUUUUUCAUUGCUGCAAAUUGGCCCGGGUUUUUCACUGCUACAGUUGUGACUUUGUUUUUCUUUGCUACAAAUAUUUCAGGUUUUUCAUUGCUAAGGAUGUCCCCGGGCUUUUCGCUGCUACAAAUGUCCCCUUUUUCGUUCUUUCACCUUGCAAAUGUGCCCGGGGUUUUAGUGCCGAAAAUGUGUCUGGGGUUUUUACUGCUAUAAAUAUUUCAGGUUUUAUAGUGCUUCAAAUGUUUCUGGG
Molecule: messenger RNA, 3878 nt
Organism: Mercenaria mercenaria
Lineage: Eukaryota; Metazoa; Mollusca; Bivalvia; Venerida; Veneridae
Exons: 3
Coding region: 393-1157 (254 amino acids)
Source: RefSeq, a predicted model, not a curated record